AUGAAAGCUCAUACACCGCCAUUGGACCUUAUCUUUCGUAUUUGCUAUGCACUCGAUGCUUGGUUGUCACUAGACGUGAAGAAUAUCGCACUGAUUCAUUGUCGAACGGGUAAAACCAGAAGUGCUGUCGUCGUAGCCUGUUAUCUCCUCUAUGCACGAUUAGCGACUGACCCAAUCGAUGCCUUUGCCGAGUUUUACAGGAAACGAUGGGAUCAAAACUCACUCACGUCUCAAGCAUUACGGAAUAAAACACCACCGUCCAUUCAAAGGUUUCUUGCAAGCUUUUACCAACUGCGGACUACGCACAAGCCGCAAAAUGACAAACCGUUGUUGCUCAAGGCCAUUAUCUUUCGACAGCUGCCGGUGGAACUACAGCCCUGUGUGCAGAUUUGGGACGAUUACAAGCGUAUCUUUUGUACAGACGAUGCACUUCGUCUUGGAGAGAGUGGAGAAGUGCCUGUGCUGGACUGGAAUGAGGAAGACGGAUACUUUGCUAUUCUGUGGGAAACUGGCGUCGAAUUGGAUGGAGGGUUUUCUGUCCUGUGCUCGUUUGGAGAGGAAUAUGACCGUGUAGACGACGUAGAUGCGUCCUUGCGAGUACUUUUUCGGUACGUGGACUCGACGCUGUUUCUCAUGCCGGGACUAGUCACGCUCAAGAAACACGAUCUAGAUAUGAUGAAGCAAUACGAACAUGGAUUUGAUAAAGGUGACUUCUCGGUUGAUCUGCUAUUGCACGAAAACAGCUCCAAGAAGCCGCGCAGUUUGGUGAGGAUGGACUAUUCGGGAAAUAGCGCAGUGCGCCAGGGUCUGACAGAGAUUACUAAGCACCACGUCGUUUUGCCAGAUCCCGCUAUGCACUCGAACUUUAUUCGCAUGGGAUUCUGCGAAACGCCUACCACAUUCGCACUGCAAUGCUCCCAAAAUACUCCGAAUGUGGCGCUAGAUCUAUUACAUUCCAAAGAGUUGUUCGCCUAUUUCGUGCAAGAGGUAAUGGAAAGUGCAGCCAAAAAUGACGUAGAAGAACCUGCCAAGUGCAACCAGAAUGUAGACUCACCAACUCAUCAUGAUUGUCGACCCUUACUUCGUCGUCAUACGACGGCUGAAGUUGUCGCCAUGCAGUCUCAACGGUCACGAUAUUCAAGCACAACAACAGCAGAAUUAUCGGUGUGUGAUACGUGCAAGAAAGACGACUACUUGAUGCGGUCUCAGAUCGUCCAGUGCGUGGGUCGAUGCAGGAAAAAUUAUCACACGACGUGCGUGGGGCUGCGAAAGAUUCCAUUCAGUCUAACGACUAUGAGUGAUCGUACCAAUCAUGAUGUAUACGUGAAGAAGUUUUUCAGUGCGUGGGAAUGUAAUGCCUGCGCUCCGAAGUCUUCUUCCUUGGCUGUAGACCUUUGCGGUCGAGAAAUUCCGUCAAACAUGAAACCGGUGCCCUCUUAUUCGGUUGGCAGAGUACCCGGCACCUCAUUUUCUAAUACCCAAGAUGUCGUACAUAUAGGUAAUGUGCAUGAUAGUCUGUCCGUCGCUAUGGAUGGGAAACAUCAAAUGGCUUACGGUGCAAAUGGUUCAGAAGAGUUUGAUCAGCAGAGAAAAGUUCAGGUGAGGAACGGGUUAUCAAUUGAGGACGUAUCGAAAGUGGAACCUAGUCCAGGCACUACGAUUGCAUCAAGAGCGAACGCAAGUCUUUCAUCGACAACCUUGACUGUUACUACGCGGCCUGGACCAUCCAAAAUAGAUACGAAGACUGCACUUUGUAGUACGUUGAACGCUGCAAAAAAGUCAAGUGAUGCGAGUGAAACGUCUUCUGCAAAAAGUGUGGACAAGUACACAUUAAUGCUGAAGCGAGGUGUUCCGUUUGAGGCAGUCCAAAACUGCAUGCAGAAGGACUUGGUAGAUCCGUCGACGCUGAAAGCUCUGGCCAAUACAAGUGACGUUAGCAGCGCACAUGAACCAUCAAAGAGACGAAAAGGUACGUUGAAAGAUGUGGAAAUGUUUUCUAGCUACUUUCGAAUGCUGCGGAUGGGAUGUCCGAAAGAAGCUGUGAAGCACAAAUUAAUCAUGGAUGGAUACGAUCCAAUUAUUCUGAACCUUGGUCCCGAUGCCAUUUCUGACGAGGUGAAGGAUCAAAUCGCAAUCAAGCAGAGCGUUUCGAAUCUUCAAGAUGACAUCAAAUGCGUGAAGCCGUCUACAGAUGUAAACAUGAAGAGCGCUGAAUCUGAGCUUUUACUGAAGGACCAUAAGGUGUACGCCAAGUAUUUUAAAAUGUUGAAGUUGGGAUUGUCUGAGGAUGCUGUUCGCCAUAAGAUGAAAGUGGACGGUGUCGAUGUGUGCGCGUUGGACUUGGGUGGUAAAGCACCUAUAUCAAAGCUGCCGAGAACUGCAGAGAAGGAAGCACCAGCCGCAACAGUGAAUGAUGUAAGGCUAAAAGAUGAUCCAAAGUACGCUAAAUACUUCAAGAUGCUGCUUAUGGGCUUACCAAAGGAUGCUGUCAGACAAAAAAUGAAGGCUGAGGGUGUUAAUGAGCGGGCCUUGAAUCUUGGCGGGGAUGCACUAGUGUCACAGCUGGUUGGAUCGUUUAGUGGAAGCAGUGUCAAAUUACAAGAUGAUCCGAUAUAUGCCAAAUUCUUUAAAAUGCUGAAGAUGGGAAUUCCCAAAGGCGCUGUCCACCAAAAAAUGAAAUCUGAGGGUAUUGAUGAGCGUGCGCUUGACCUCGGAGGCAAUGCUCUUGUCUCGGAUUUAGUUGCUCCAAGAAAUGAUGUUAGGCUUCAAGAUGAUCCAGUCUACGCAAAAUAUUUCAAGAUGCUGAAAAUGGGACUUCCUGAGGGUGCGGUUCGACAAAAAAUGGCAACGGACAACAUUGAUGUGCGUGCAUUGGAGCUCGGUCCCGACGCCACUGUUUCGCUUUUGGAUUCUGAUGGGAAUGCUAAGGGUGCAAAAGAUGCAGCGGUAAAACCCGAACGUAUACGUAAGAAGCUACACUGGCAAGCUAUUUCGGAGGAACGAUUAAGCAAUGUGAAGCAGCAAACAAUUUGGGAAGACGAGGACGACGAUGUUGAUUUUGAUAUGGAUAUGGACGAACUUGAAGCCCUCUUCUUCACGAAUCAGAACACAGGUAAUGUGAAGAAAAGUUCAUUACGAGGUGAAAGCAAAGUUUUGAAGUGCAGGCAAACCGUAACACUAAUUGACGGGAAGCGCGCAAUGAAUGCUGCCAUCUCCUUAGCCCGAGUGAAGCUUGCGUACAGGGAGAUUGCCGAAGCAGUGGCAAAAUUCGAUCCAAGUGGCCUCACAAUCGAGCAAGUUAUUGGAAUUAAUGAUAUCUUGCCAACUUCGGAGGAAGCGGCAAUAGUUUCUGAAUACACCGGAGAUACGACGAUGCUAGGCGAGGCUGAGAAAUUCAUUCUUGAGAUUGUUAAGGUCAAGCGCUAUGGACCACGGAUGGAAUGUUUGGUGCUUAAGAUUUCUUUUCCGUACCGGAGUGCCGAUCUGGCUACGUCGCUGUCACAUUUACAAAAUGCUAGUGAGGAAGUAAAGGGUAGCCGCCUACUAAAAACUUUGCUAGCGGUGGUACUCAAGCUGGGGAACACCCUGAAUGGAAGCGCAGAGGAGAAUGAGAUAAGAGGGUUUACUGUCGACUCACUGCUCCGUCUAGGUCAUACCAAAGCUAUCAACCAGAAGACGACGGUGUUGCACUAUUUGGUCCGGCUUGUGAAAAAGAAUCACCCACAGGUUCUUGACUUCCAGGCUGAGCUGCAAAGCGUUCCUCUUGCAGCACGAGAGUCUUUUGAAACGAUCGAUAACGAGUUCAAGAAGCUAAGGAAGGAACUGGCGAGUUUUAACACGGAGCUAGGACUGUUAGAAAAGCAAGCGGAUGAGGCGUUAGAACUAGAAGUCGUCAUUAAGUCGAUGCAAAACGCUGCUGCUGACUUCGAGGCACGAAUGAAAACAGUCAGUGAAAGGAUAGACUGUGCAAGAGAGGAGGUUUCAAGUGUACUCGCCUACUUUGGAGAAGACCCAAAGCAAAGUUCGACAGAGUUUUUUACCACCCUUGCGUCGUUUUGCACGAUGUUUCAACAAGCACGGAAUGUAGUCGACAGCGCGGACGAAGCUGCACAACGAGCGGAGCGUUUGAAGAUGCGUCGAUCAAAUUCAGUUAGACCACUAAAGUUCAGCAGCGGGCCAAGUUUGAAGGUAUCUCGUUUGAUUCUAGAGCGUCCUCAAAGUGACCGCACCGCUGAAAAGCGGCAUUGCGAUGAUAACUAA
Messenger RNA from Peronospora belbahrii, 4260 nucleotides. NCBI's taxonomy places the organism in Eukaryota, Oomycota, Peronosporomycetes, Peronosporales, Peronosporaceae. The record is from the annotation of a GenBank genome assembly.